AUGGCUGUGACCAUGGUUGCACUGCAGGCUUUCGUGCCGGCUCCCCGCGCCGAGUCCCCAUCUCUCCGCGGCCUGGCAGCGGCCGCCGGCAUCGCCGCCGCACCGGGCGUGGCCUCCGCGGCUGACGAGUACUUGAACUACAACAUGACAGGUGAGUUCACACCUUUCAUGGUUAUUGGGUAUUUUGGCCUCACAACCUUCCUCACCGCCUUUGCAUUUGGCUCCUACCUCGUCUUGACCAAGCUGAAGAUCAUCUAA
Messenger RNA from Symbiodinium sp. CCMP2456, 258 nucleotides. The record is from the annotation of a GenBank genome assembly. NCBI's taxonomy places the organism in Eukaryota, Dinophyceae, Suessiales, Symbiodiniaceae.